UCACCAUGAGGUACCUUAUAAAUAGUGAUAAAUUGAACAUUCUGACUGAAUUAGAUUCUAAUCGACAACAAGAACUUGCUAAUAAGUAUAAUGUUACUCAACAAGCGAUCUCGAAGAUAAAAAAAAGAAAAGAGUGUUACCAGUCAGUGAUAAAAAGUGAAAAUGUAGCUCGUCGUUCACGUUGUCCAUCAAGUAACCUUUAUACUCUCCUCGACUCUUUAGUGUUUGAAUUCAUUCAAUUAUUAGAAGAAAGAAAUUUACCUGUUGAUGAUAAGCUUAUUAAAGCUAAAGCUCUUUCUGUUGCUCAGAGUUUAGGAUUGAAUUCAUUUGUUGCUAGUGCUAAUUGGUUUAUGAAAUUCAAGAAACGAAACGAUGUGAGACGAUUGAAACAACAUGGUGAAUCUCGAUGUGUCGAUCUCGAAGUUGUGGAGAAUUGGUUUUUGAAAUUACCUGAUAUUGUUAAAGAUUUUGAACCCGAUUGUAUUUAUAAUGCUGAUGAGUCAAGUUUCUAUUGGAAAGCAUUACCAACAUCAUCUUAUCUUACAAGAGGGAGCGAUCAACAUGGAAUCAAACAAUCAAAACUCAGAGUCUCAGUCAUGUUUUGUUGCAAUCGUUUUGGAGGAAAAGAGAAGAUAAUGAUUAUUGGUUUUCGAGCUCGUCCUCAUUGUUUUAAAAAAUUUAAUUAUGAUCUCUCAACUAUCGGUGUUAAUUACAAGUACAACAGUUCAAGCUACAUGACAUCAGCUCUAUUCAAUGAGUGGCUAGUUGAGUGGGAUAAUCGACUGAUUGAAGAAAAAAAAAAGAUUCUUUUGUUUGUUGAUAACUGUCCAGCUCAUAAAUUAACUGCAGACCUGAAAAAUAUCACCUUGAUCAAAUUACCACCUAACACAACAUCACACUGUCAACCUUUAGAUUGUGGUAUCAUAGCUAAUGUUAAGAACUUAUACCGUUCUAAGAUAAUUCAACGACUCGCUCCCUCAGUCGAAAACGACAUUAAUUUGUUAGAUUCACUCAAAGAAUUACAAUUGAUUGAUGGAAUUGAAAUGUUGCAAGGUUGUUGGUUUAAUGUUAAACCAGAUACUAUUGUUAAUUGUUACACUAAAGCUGGAUUUCCAUUAAAUUAGAUUGAACCUAAUAGAUGUCGCUGCAUGUAAAAAAAACAA
Molecule: messenger RNA, 1163 nt
Organism: Panonychus citri (citrus red mite)
Lineage: Eukaryota; Metazoa; Arthropoda; Arachnida; Trombidiformes; Tetranychidae
Product: tigger transposable element-derived protein 6-like
Exons: 1
Coding region: 6-1124 (372 amino acids)
Cellular component (GO): nucleus
Molecular function (GO): DNA binding
Source: RefSeq, a predicted model, not a curated record